Messenger RNA from Arabidopsis thaliana (thale cress), 1064 nucleotides. RefSeq names its product zinc-finger protein 1 (gene ZFP1). The coding region runs from base 207 to 893 and encodes 228 amino acids. The transcript has a single exon. Gene Ontology annotation, biological process: negative regulation of abscisic acid-activated signaling pathway; regulation of DNA-templated transcription. Lineage: Eukaryota; Viridiplantae; Streptophyta; Magnoliopsida; Brassicales; Brassicaceae. Gene Ontology annotation, cellular component: nucleus. The record is from RefSeq and is marked reviewed.
UAGGUCAGAUUGCACACAUCAAAAGUGUCCUUUUUUCUUUAAACAUCAUUCAAUUUGAAAAAAGGUCACAUGUCCGUCCAAUUCCAUAAAUAGAACUCACACUUCACUUCCCACGACCACAUCAGUUCACAUCUUUAUCAAUUCUUUUACUUUCAUUCUCUUUAUAUAUUCUCUCUACGCUAUAAUAUAUAUUACACAGAAUAUACAUGGAACCGUCCAUCAAAGGAGAUCAAGAAAUGUUAAAAAUCAAGAAACAAGGUCAUCAAGAUCUUGAGUUGGGGUUGACCCUUUUGUCACGUGGAACCGCGACCUCAUCAGAGCUCAAUCUCAUCGAUUCUUUCAAAACCAGCUCAUCAUCGACUUCUCAUCAUCAGCACCAGCAAGAACAAUUGGCAGAUCCGAGAGUGUUCUCGUGUAAUUAUUGUCAAAGAAAGUUCUAUAGUUCACAAGCGCUAGGCGGUCACCAAAACGCUCAUAAACGUGAGCGCACCUUAGCCAAACGUGGACAGUAUUACAAGAUGACUCUCUCCUCCUUGCCUUCUUCAGCGUUUGCGUUUGGCCACGGUUCAGUCAGCAGAUUCGCAAGCAUGGCAUCGUUACCAUUACAUGGCUCGGUGAAUAACAGGUCAACGUUAGGGAUUCAAGCUCAUUCAACGAUCCAUAAGCCCAGCUUCUUAGGAAGACAAACGACGAGUUUAAGUCAUGUUUUCAAACAGAGCAUUCACCAGAAACCGACCAUAGGAAAGAUGUUGCCGGAGAAAUUUCACCUUGAAGUCGCCGGAAAUAAUAACAGUAACAUGGUUGCUGCUAAGUUGGAGAGAAUUGGACAUUUCAAGAGCAACCAAGAAGAUCAUAAUCAGUUUAAGAAAAUUGACUUGACUCUUAAGCUAUGAGCUCUGCCAUCUUCUUUUUAGUCUUCAUUAUAACUUUUUUUAUUCUCAUCUUUGUUUGAUAUAAUGAUUGACGGCAGGGUGUGUUAGAGUUUCACUAAUGAUCAAGUUGUACUUUUUAUAUAUUUCAUUGAUACCUUGUUGAUGUAAUUCAAUAUUUUAGGUCUGUUUUUA